Messenger RNA from Teleopsis dalmanni, 1273 nucleotides. Its product is annotated as 3'(2'),5'-bisphosphate nucleotidase 1-like. The transcript is spliced from 5 exons. Gene Ontology annotation, molecular function: 3'(2'),5'-bisphosphate nucleotidase activity. Gene Ontology annotation, biological process: phosphatidylinositol phosphate biosynthetic process. NCBI's taxonomy places the organism in Eukaryota, Metazoa, Arthropoda, Insecta, Diptera, Diopsidae. Bases 65 to 1126 code for a protein of 353 amino acids. The record is from RefSeq and is a predicted model, not a curated record.
UGUUUAUUUUUUAUUUGUUUAAAUUAGUUAAAAACCAUUGAACAUUAAUUAAAGAUAAUACAUUAUGUUUGUGCUGUCAAAUCUCUACACCGCAAGAUUGAUGCGGUCAGCUGCUACGGUCUCCAAAACAAUACAAACGGAAAAAGUUAACUUUCGCAAAGUUCAGUCAAACCAUAAUAUAUAUUUUAAAAAUUAUUGUAAUUGUAAUAAAAUGACUGUUCCGACUAUAAUGCGGGUAAUGGCUUUAUCCAUUACAACUGCAAACCGUGCUGGUACCAUAAUAAGAGAUGUCAUGAAAAAAGGCAAUUUAAAUAUAGUAGAAAAAGGCAAAGAUGACUUGCAAACAGAAGCCGACCGUUCGGCACAACGUUGCAUAAUUGCAUCUUUAACAAAAGAGUUUCCAAAUAUAAAAAUAAUCGGCGAAGAAGGUGGUUCUGACUUAAAUGUUAAAGAUGAUUGGUUAGUUAAGGAAUCCGAUGCAGAGUUUUUAAAACAAAACUGUCCAGAAGAACUCCAAGAAUUAAAAGACGAAGAUUUUGUUAUAUGGGUAGACCCACUUGAUGGCACAUCUGAAUAUACGCAAGGGUUCCUAGAUCACGUUACUGUACUUAUUGGCGUAGCAAUUAAAAAUUGCGCAGUGGGUGGUGUAAUACACCAGCCUUAUUACGAAAAUGAUGGUGGAAUGUUAGGUCGUACCAUAUGGGGCCUAAAAGGUUUAGGUAUAGGUGGUUUUGUACCUUCUUAUCCGCCCGAUAAUAAACUAAUUAUAACCACAACUCGUUCUCAUUUCAGUCCAAGUGUACAAGCUGCUUUGGAUGCGCUAGCGCCCAAUGAAGUGAUAAAAGUUGGUGGAGCUGGGUUUAAAGUGUUACAGUUAUUGGAAGGAAAGGCGCACGCUUACGUAUUUCCUAACCCAGGAUGUAAAAAAUGGGAUACUUGUGCUCCGGAAGCAGUGCUGGAGGCUAAUGGUGGUACCCUUACAGAUAUGCUUGGCGACCACUACUCAUAUAAUGCCUGUAUCGAAUUUCCAAAUAAACGAGGCGUUUUAGCUACAAACGGAAAAAUCGAUCACUGCGAAAUACUGAAAAAAAUUCCAGAAAGCGUAUUAGAAGUUAUGCGGAAGUAAAAAUGUACGAUAAUUUGUCAAAACAAUUAGAAGAAAUAUAUUUUUUAUAAUUUUCUCGCGUAAUUGAGGUAUUUACGUAAUUAUAAAAUCAAGUAUUUCAUACACAUAUACUGGGCUAUUAUAAUUUCUAUUUACUUUAAGAUAUAG